GCCUCACAGAGGAAACUCAGGCAGCAGGCGGAGAGGGGCCGACCGACCGACCGAGCUCCAGACAGAAGUGAAAGUGACAGAGCACAGUUCACGCUCAUAUACAACGUACGAAGUUAUAGAAAGCCGCAAAACGUUACACCGCCCAGCUCCAGGACUCAAAGUGGAAACUUUAGGCAGGUAUAAAGCUGCAGAGCUGCUUCACGGUGUUUCCUGUGUUAAAGUUGACUUGAGUCGCAGCAUUUAAAUGCUCUGGAUCCGGUGACAGCCUCGACACAAACACAGCACGAGACGCGACAGACAUGGAGAAUGGGAAGAACCGCCUGCAGCAGGCCCAGGAGGAUGUCGAGGAGGUGAAGGUCAUCAUGCUGGACAACCUGAACAAGGCUGAUGAGAGAGCUGGCAAAUUGGAUGACCUGGAGGACAGGGCUGAUGAGCUGCUGGCAAAGAGUAAAACUUUUGAAAAGACCGCCAACCAGGUGAAGCAAAAGAAAAGAUGGGAGAACAAGAAGAUGAAAAUUGUGUUUAUUGCCGUUGGAGUGGUCGCUGCACUCGUCAUCAUUGGACUUAUAAUCUUCGCCAGUGUCGGCAGCUAAGGAUUAGAGGAAAAUAAGAUAUCUGGACUGAGGGACAUAAAAUUGACAAAGAUAAAAUGUCCAGGAAAAGAUGAGUGCCAACUGUGGGACUGAGCAUCCCGCCUGAACUGCUCAGUCUAUACUAUUUCUGUGUUUAAAGGUAUUUAUGGGACUGUUGGUCCCACUCUUCAUUGGUGUAAGUCUUCAGUUGAUAUGGUACCAUUGCUCGGCUGCUUCACUGUGUUUUUUUCAUUUUUCAAUGGGUAUGUUUCUCUGGCCCUCAUUGGAAGGAUACACAAAUCUUCAAGAACUUUAGAUCUAAAUAAAAAUAGCUCAGGCACCAUGCACCACACAACCACAACUAUGAAUUUUUUAAUUUCUUUUAAGAAAACAUUAUUAGGCUGCUGCUUGACGUUUCACAUCCAAGAGCACAACGAUCAGUCGAUGAUUAGGGAAGAGUCAACGCUGUCAGGGCAAGAAGACAGAAGACAAAACAGAAUAGAUAACAAACUUAGUGAAUAUGCAGUUUCAAAUAGCUUUAAACUAGAAAGAAAGAAUUUUAUGUCUCAUAAAAUUUUGUCUGUCAGAAAUGAAAUGCCCCCAAAGCUGUUUUCAUCAUUAGAAUGUGUUUAAAGGUAUUUAAAAGGUGUCUUGAUCUAUACAUGUGUAUACUUGUUCAAUAUAACAUUUGUAAGAAAACAGUUUCAUGUUUUGAAUGACUUAUAUUUUGCUCUUGUUUUGUGUUGUAUUUGUCAAAUGGCCAGUCUAAAAUCAAAUCUAACAAAAUAAAGUCAAUUCAGUGUGCA
Molecule: messenger RNA, 1378 nt
Organism: Larimichthys crocea (large yellow croaker)
Lineage: Eukaryota; Metazoa; Chordata; Actinopteri; Sciaenidae
Gene: vamp5
Product: vesicle-associated membrane protein 5
Exons: 3
Coding region: 300-593 (97 amino acids)
Biological process (GO): vesicle-mediated transport
Cellular component (GO): membrane
Source: RefSeq, a predicted model, not a curated record